Messenger RNA from Closterium sp. NIES-65, 6051 nucleotides. NCBI's taxonomy places the organism in Eukaryota, Viridiplantae, Streptophyta, Zygnematophyceae, Desmidiales, Closteriaceae. The record is from the annotation of a GenBank genome assembly.
AUGUUCAAGAUGCUUCCUGGCUUGUUCAACCACGCGGACCAGGGGGUGCGGCAGUGCACCAAGGGGCUCACUGUCGAGCUCUGUCGCUGGCUGGGGAAGGACACCGUCAAGCGCUUGCUUUUUGAAGGGCUCCGUGACGCCACGAAAGCGGAGCUCGAGGCUGAGUUCGAGCGUGUCGAAGGGCGUGCUGUUCCGACAAGGAGGAUCCGUUCAGAGCAGAUGAAGGAGAUUGAGGAGCCCGAGGUGCUGGAUGCCCCAGCAGACGACUCCAAGGCCGCAGAGCCUGAGGCUCCUCCUGUGAUUGACGACUACGACCUGGCGGACCCUGUAGACAUCUUGACGCCACUAUCCAAAACGACCUUCUAUGACGGCAUUAAAGCUACCAAGUGGUCAGAGAGGCGCGAUGCCAUAGCAGAGCUGACCAAACUGGCGAGCACCAUACGCAUCGCACCAGGAGACUUUCUGGACAUUCAACGAAGCUUGAAAAAGCUGACCACAGAUGUGAACAUUGCAGUCGCCACGGAGGCCAUUCAGGCAGCUGGCAACCUGGCCAAGGGUUUACGGAAGGACUUCUCAUCUGGAGCACGACUCAUGCUGCCAGCCCUAUUGGAGAGGUACAAGGAGAAGAAGCCGACGGUGGUGCAGGCCAUUCGAGACACGCUCAAGGCGUUCUACGUCUCAGGGUGCUUGGCGCUGACGGACGCUCUCGAGGACAUCACUACGGCCGCGAAGCACAAGGUGCCGCAGGUCCGCUCGGAGGUGCUGGGGUGGGUGGCAGUGUGCAUCGAGGCCAGCAAGCGGCCGCAAGUCAUGGCGGUGCACAAGGAGCUCAUCCCCAUGCUCGUCGAGAGCCUGCAAGAUGGGACUGUGGAUGUUCGGGAGGCCGGCUUCAACGCCCUUGCGAACGUUGCCAAGUGUGUGGGGAUGAAGCCGUUGGAGAGGCACCUGGAGUCGGUGGAUGAGGUGCGCAAGAAGAAGCUCAUUGACGUCAUUGCCAGUGCUGGCGUCACUCUCGACGCCCCACCUCAAGCCACGGCCAGCAGGACCUCUGGUGGCAGCCAGGCGGCGUCCAGGGCACCUCCUCCCGCCAAGGCGUCUGCAGCCAGCUUGCUCAGUGGCAAAGCCGGAGCUCGCCCGUCAGCCACAGGCGCCAAGGUGGAGACAGGCAGCUCGGCUGCUGGUGGCAAGAAGGCAGGCAACGAUGCUAAGAAGCCGGCUCAGGCAGCUGCCCCACCAGAGGAGAUUGAGCCGGAGCCGUGGAGCCCGGAGACAGUGGAGGAGAGAGCCAAGGCAGUGCUGCCGCCAGAGAUGGUGGACAACCUCAAGAGCUCCGCCUGGAAGGAGCGCCUCGAGGCGAUGACGAGCAUCAAGGAGAUGGUUCCCAGCAUGGCAGACGCGCAGGCCAACGUUGAGACCAUAGUGCGCCUCAUCUCCACCACCCCUGGCUGGUCCGACAAGAAUGUCCAGGUGUUGCAGAAGAUGCUGGAGUGUGUGUCAGCCCUGGCUGACAAGGUGGACAGGUUCCCCAAGAAGUGUGUUGUGCUCUGCAUCGAAGGUCUUAUUGAGAGGGUUGGAGACAUCAAGACACGCAUCCAGGCCACUGCGUGUCUCACCACGCUUGCAGAAUGCGUGGGCCCUCAGUUCAUCUUCACCAGAAGCAUCCCAAUAGUGAGUGCGCACAAGAACCCCAAGGUGCUGGCGGAGAGCAUCACAUGGAUGGUCACAGCUGUCGACGACUUCGGCACCGCCCAGCUCAACCUCAAGGAGCUGUUGGAGUUUGUGAAGAACGUGGGGCUGGGCUCCAGCAAUGCGCCGUGCCGGAGUGCUGCCACCAAGCUGCUGGGCGCCAUGCACAAAUACGUGGGGCCAGAUCUGAAGGGCUUCCUGUCGGAUCUCAAGCCCGCCCUCAUGAUCUCAGUAGAAACAGAGUUCGAGAAGAACCCCCACGAGCCAUCAGCAGCGCCAACGAGAACAGUGAAGCGCCCGUCAAGCGGGGCAGUCGGUGAGGCAGCAGCAGCAGAGGGGGAGGUGGUAGGAGGCGGAGGUGGAGGGGCAGGGCUGCCUCGAGAGGACAUCAGUGCGAAGCUCACGGCUACCCUCAUCGCCAACCUGGGCAACUCCAACUGGAAGGUGCGGCAGGAGUCAAUGGACGCGGUCAAUGGCAUCGUGGAGGAGGCCAAUCGCCGCAUCCUUCCCGAAGGCACAUUUGAGGUGUUUGGGGCGCUAAAGGCGCGGCUGUCAGACAGCAACAAGAACCUCAUCAUUCUCGCCAUGAACACCAUCGCCAACCUUGCAGACGCCAUGGGCGCACCAGUCGACAAGCAGAGCCGGGGCAUCAUAUCAGACGUGCUCAAGUGUCUGAGUGACCCCAAGCGCCAGACCAGGGAGGCAGUCGUCAAGACCCUCGACUCCUGGCUGGGAGCAAUGGGCCCCGACAAAAUGAUCCCAGUGGUGGCGCCGGCGAUGGUGGACGUGAAGAUAGCAGCGGACGGGCGCAAGGAGCUGUACGAGUGGAUGCUGCGGCAGCAGGUGCUCUCCAAGAGCGAACCCGGCAGCGCGAUCACGCUGCUGCGCGCGUGUGCUGCCGGGCUGCAGGACAAGUCCCAGGAGAUCCGCAAGGCAGCUGAAGCCCUCACCACGGAGCUCGUCAAGGCCUGUGGCUGCGACGCUGUGAGCAAGGCAGCGAAGCACGACCUGCCAGCAGCAGCGCAGCCCCCCGUGCUGCUGAUAUCGGAGAAGCACCGGGUGUCAGCGGGGAGUGCGGACGGCAUGGAGGAGGACGAGGAGGAGGCGCCCACCAUCAGCCCGGCCCUCAAAGGCACAUCUCGUGGCACCAGGCCCCCCUCGCCUGGUUCUGGGGGCCGAACCGCCCUCCCCGCACCAGUGGGGCGGUCACCAGCGUCGGCAUCGAAGCUGGGAGCACGGCAGAUGCAGGCAGCACUGCAGGAGGCAGCGUUGCAGAAUGAGCCGCUCUUUAACCUCAGAGAGUCCAUCAAGGAGGAGAGGGAUCGGUCGCCACGUGGCAUCAAGGUCAAGUACGAGGAUCCCCGACCAGAGCAGCUACAAGAGCUGGAGGCGGACGUGGCGAAGAUAUUCAGGGAGGACCUGGUGCAGCGCAUGUUCAGCAAGGACUUCAAGCAGCAUGUUGCUGUCAUUGACACCUUCCACAAGGCACGCUUGCUCCCCCUCCUUCUUGUCUCGGAUCUCUGUCAUCAUGAUGCCCAUCAGUCUCAUGUCUUGUCCUCUUCAUGGCUGUACCCUCAUUGCUUCCAUACCACACAUUCUCCCCCUCUCCCCUGCACUGAUCAGGCCAUGGAGCAGCAGCCGCACGAGUUCAUCGAGGCCAUGGAGCAGCAGCCACACGAGUUCAUGGAGGUGUUGGACCUGCUGCUGCGCUGGUUUGUGCUGCGCAUAGCGGAGGCCAACACCACGUCGCUGCUGCGCGCCCUCGACUUCCUCACAGACCUCGUGCAAGUGCUCACCAUAGAGGGCUACAUCCUCACCGAGUACGAGGCCAACAUCCUGCUUCCCUGCCUUGUUGAGAAGUCGGGGCACAACAUAGCCAACAUACGGGAGAAGAUGCGGGAGCUCAUGCGGUCGCUGCCGCUGGUGUUCCCGGCGACGCGCGUGUUCCAGGCGGUGGUGGAGGGGCUGCGCUCCAAAAACAACCGCACUCGCAUUGAGUGCGUCGAGCACAUGGAAGCCAUGCUGGAGAGGCAUGGCAUUGAGACGAUGGGCAGUUCGCGGGUACCGCUGGUGACGGUGGCGGCGCUGACAACGGAGCGAGACACGGAGCUGCGCAAGGCGGCGCUGAGCAUGCUGGCGUCCGUGUAUGUGGUGCUGGGAGAUGACAUCUGGCGCCUGCUGGGGAAACUCACCGAUGCACAGAGAGGGCUCAUUGAAGACAAGCUCAAGUGGAAGGCGAGAGAGAUGGAGAAGCGCAGGGAGGGAACACCGGGGCAGCAGAGGGGCAGGCGCAUGUCAGGAGGAGCGGCAGCAGGCAUGGAGGCACCAGUACCCAUCGGAGCCCUGCCCUUGGCCACGAGGAUGCACAUGGCAGAAGCGGCCCAGCCACUAGCAGCAGCGCCCAUGCACUACCAGCAGCCCGCAUACGGCAAUGGAGCAGGCAUGGUUCCAGGCAUGCCCCCAGGCAUGCCGCACAGAGCAACAGAGCCCAUGGUAACUCCCCCAAACCACAUGGCGGCCAUGACCCGCCACCGCGCCACAGACAGCCAGGCCUAUGCACACUCGUCACAGUCAGCGCACCCGGGGCCGGAGUCGUUCUUUGAGGCCAUUCUGUUCAUUGACCGAGAAGCGGCGCCGGAGAGGGUGGUGGAGGGGCUCAAGUACCUGUUCCAUGAGAUGCGAAGGGGCAUCACGGAGGAGGACCCCCGCGUGCUCGCGGUGUUCCGCGAGCAUAUGCCGCGCUACAUCAAGAUGCUGCGCUUCCAGUUUGUGCAGUUCUUUGUGCGCUCUGUUCCCGACGCACAGGUCAAGACCUACAAGUACAUCCUCAACUCCCUGCUCACGCUGUUUGAGACCAAGUCGUUGAGCAUGCAGAUCCCCGAUGACGACCUACGGCUGCUGCUGGAGGACAUGACAAUCUUCAUGCUGCACGAGCGCGUCAAGCAGCGCAACCCAGACGACUCGUCCGCGGACCUGUGCCGCGCCGUGAACAUCCUGCUGCUCAAGAUCCUGGACACCGCGCCGUCCACGCCGCUCUUCCUCUCCUUCAUGACCAUUCUGCGCCCCACCUACACCAUCAAGGGCUCCACCGCUGCGGAUGUCAAGGGCCCCGAUGGCACGCCGCUCGCCGCACUCAUCGUCAAGUGCCUCCUGCGCAUGUGCAAGGUGUACCAUACUGAAUGUCCGCUUGAAUCCAAUCCUGCCCGAAAUUGUCGCCUUCUUCCAUCAUUGCCAUCUCUCUUUGAGAAACAUUUUCCCGUUCAUACUGGACACAUCGCCCGAAUGAACCACCAAUACCUCCGUCGCUUCAUGCGUACCACCUUUGCUCCGUGGGUGCAGAACUUCAGUGGGUACGUGGCGGACAUGGACUUUGACCGCCUGCUGUUUGGCAUCCACCAGUACUUCAGCGACUUCUCCCACGCCGAGCUCCGCAGGAGGUGCCAUGCCACGCUCACAGCGUCACUCAAGCCACCUGCUCUUGCUGCUGCUGUCAUGACCACGGAUGAGCGCACACUAUCCAUGUUCCGCAAGAUUCUGGCGGAGGCGGUGGCAGCCAAGGGGCCGGCCAUCAAGGGGCACCUGUCGCUGAUCCCCAUCGACGAGACACCGCAGCCGUUCAUUCUGCAGCAGGUCGACCUCGUGCUCCAGCAGGUGCUCGAACGCUCCUCCGCCGCUGAUGCGGACGCCGCUGCAGUGCCUGAUGACUCCUCGCUGCCUGACCAGGACGAGUUGCAGAGCAUAGUGCGCAAGAUAGUGGAUCGCAAGCAAGGGGCAGUCAGCCUUUUCGAGCUGCACUACUACAUGCAGUCUCACCCUGGGAUUGACGUGUUUGCGCGGAUGUCCAGCAUCAGUGAGACGAUGAGGGAGUACCUGCAGAUGGGCAUCCUCCGUGCGCUCCCCCUCUCAUGUGCCCCCCCUCUCCUGCGCUCCCCCUCAUGCGCUCCCCCUCUCAUGUGCUCCCCUCUUCACCCUCCCACAUCACAGAUUGACGUGUUUGCGCGGCUAUCCAGCAUCAGCGAGACAAUGAGGGAGUACCUCCAAAUGGGCAUCCUCUGCGUGCGAGAGCACGUAGCGCGUGGCGGCACCUUUGCCACCUUCGAUGCCUCUGUGCUUGAAGCAGGCGCUGCUGCCUCCGUGCCGGAAGCAGGUGCUGCAGGAGGCAUGAGAUGGCCUUCCAGGGCAGUGCCCGCCAUGUCGGUGCCAGAGCAGCAGCAUCUGCCAUUGAGUGGGUUGCAGCCUAAUGUGGUGCAACGGGGGGCGGGCGACGGGGGGAGUUACGGGAGCAGUGCAGCGGAUGCAGCGGCGUAUGAGAUGUCAAAGAUGAGGCUCAACGGGCAACAUUCAGGUGUCAACCUCAGAUACUGA